AGAAUCUGACCUUCCGCGCUAGGUGACUCCUGCAAGCAUGGCUGCCCGAGCACUGACCAAAGGACUCGUGGGGCUGCGGCAGCUGCGAGCUGUUUCCACCGGAUACUCGUGUGGUGGACAUCAAUAUGCCACCGCUGCGUCCGCUAAAGCUCGUCAGCCUGUACACGACGAUGUGUCCGAAAAGGUCCUGAGCCUGCCUCUGGACAAGCCGGACUUCUUCCGUGUGGCUGAGCUCUUCUCGGUGAAAGACCUGUUCGACGCCCGAGUUCAUCUCGGACACAAGCAAGGCUGCAGGCACAGACUUAUGGAGCCCUACCUCUACGGCUGCCGUUUGGAACAAGAUAUAAUCGAUCUUGACCAGACUGUGGAUCACCUUCAGCAAGCCCUGAACUUCACUGCCCACGUUGCGUACCGUGGCGGCGUCAUCCUGUUCGUCAGCCGCCGCCGCCAGUUUGGCCACCUGGUGGAGAGCACCGCUCAGGAUUGCGGGGAAUACGCCCACACGCGGUACUGGCAGGGGGGUCUCCUCACCAACGCCCCCAUCCAGUACGGCCCAGGCGUUCGCUUGCCAGACCUCAUCGUCUUCCUGUCCACCCUCAACAACGUGUUCCAGCAGCACGUGGGCAUCAGAGACGCGGCCAAGAUGAACAUUCCCACAGUGGGUGUGGUGGACUCGAACUGUAACCCCUGCCUCAUCACGUACCCCGUGCCUGGGAAUGACGACACUCUGGCUGCCAUGGAGCUGUACUGUCGGUUAUUCAAGAUGACCAUCAGCCGGGCCAAAGACAAAAGGAGGCAGAUGGAGCUGGUGCACAGCCUGGCAGCUCCCUCCACGCCAAGCUCAUGACAUCAUAUCUCCUGAUACAAGAGACAUUAAUUCAUGUGUAUUAUUGAGUUAAGACUGGCUGCUGCUCCCAUUCAUCAUCUAUAUUUAGGAAAGCUCUGAUGUUGGUGAUUGGGGCCAAGUUGAAUUAGCCAGUGCUGUAUUUGUAUAAAGACUGAAGUUGCGUAAAUGAAUCCGUUCCGUUUCAUGGGCGUCUCCUCGUUUUCCCCAUACCAGACGUGUAAGAGAUGAGUGUUGCAGAUGAUUUGUGAAGUUAUAAUUGUGUUGUGCAUCACUGUUGACUUCUAAAAUCAGGCAGCUCUUUGUGUUACUGCCAUAUUCACACUCACAAGCUCUAGAACAUAAUGUUAUUAACUAAAACCCCUUUACAUUAGGGAAGCACCAAUCUGACCUUGGAUUUUAGUAUCAAUCUGAGAAUCAACCACAUACCAGUGUUUAAUCAGAUGGAAGGAUUUGCAAUAUAACCACAAUCUCAACUAUUUAAACAAUAGAACAUAAUAUGAAACAGAUUUUCUAUUGUCACAUAUUGUACAUAUUGUUUUAGUUAUCUUCAUCAUGCUUAUUAGAUCUCCAAGCUAAAUGUACUGGUGCACUUCUUACACAGGAUGUAGUAAGCCCAUAUAGAAGGAAACGAUGAAUAAUUCUACUAUUCUUACUGAAAUCCAGUCACCAUUAGACCUGUGCUUCCCCUGGUUUACGUUAUAUUUUCAUCUCUAGUCACAAUAUUCCUGUCAUGCUUCCAAUGUCUUGUACCCAUGAGGCUUUGCUUGUAGGUUAAACCCAGUAAAUACAAGGCAACACAUGGACUCAUUUCAAACAUUGUUGUAUGUGUGGCAACACGUCACAACAAAAUGUCAAAGCCUUUAAAUUAAUAAAUGCAUAUUGUGUGUAUAUAAA
Limanda limanda (common dab) is the source of this 1741-nucleotide messenger RNA. RefSeq names its product mitochondrial ribosomal protein S2 (gene mrps2). The transcript has 4 exons. Gene Ontology annotation, cellular component: mitochondrial small ribosomal subunit; ribosome. Gene Ontology annotation, molecular function: structural constituent of ribosome. The coding region runs from base 38 to 847 and encodes 269 amino acids. Lineage: Eukaryota; Metazoa; Chordata; Actinopteri; Pleuronectiformes; Pleuronectidae. Gene Ontology annotation, biological process: translation. The record is from RefSeq and is a predicted model, not a curated record.